CCGCGCUCUACCAGGCGCCGCCCUCUACCAGGCUCCGCGCCGCGCGCUGGAAUACAGCAAGCCAUCAGAAAGGGCUCCUCCACAAAUGCCUCUGAAUCGCGACCACAUGGCAUCCAUACUAACCACCGUGAGGGGCCAUUAAACCUGCAGGGCUCAGCCGAGGAUCUCCGGCAGGGUGGCGGGGGAAAUGCGCAGAGCGGAAGCAGAAAGGCAGGGGGCGCCCCGUGGGCACAGCCGCGCACAGAUCUCGGGCGAAUCACAGGUCACAAGGCGGGGUUGCCACGGCAGCGGUGAACCCCGGCCUCAGCCCGAGGAGUCCCGCGGCGCCAGUCCCGACGACGACCUCGCCUGGGGGCGGUGGGGCCAUGGGUACCAAGUGGUUCAGCGGGGCGCCCUUCGGGGUGCAGAGCCACAGAAGAAAUUCAGCACCUUCACGGAGGCCCCAUACUCCCGGCUUCAUUCUGUGGACCUGUCCCACAUAGGACCUGGGACCUACAGCUCCAAGGAGACCUGCUUUAGCAAGAAGAAGCUCAAAAAGGAGGUGGGCACAGGCUGGGCCAGGACCGAGGAAGCCGUCCGGCUGACCCAGCUGCCCCACUUCCAGUACCAGGCCAUCAUGAAAGAGAAGCAGCUGCAGAAGGAGAAGCUGGGGCCCGGCUCCUACAACCUCAAAGACUUCUUAGAACUGCUGAAGGAGAAGCCCUGCAGCACCCGGGGGCUGCUCAGCUCGGGGGAGAUUCGUUUCCGAGGACUCAUUGGGAACUACUAUCCAGGCCCUGGAAAUUAUGGGGUGAAGGGCAACCCAUACACAAAGCUGGAGGAGAAAGCCUGCAGCCGCUUUCAUUCUGAGGGCCUCAUGUGUCGGGUGACCAACAAGGUGCCCCCCACGGCUCAUCAGGGGAGUGGUCUGGCACCAGACACCUACUCUUUCAAAAGUGGCAUUGAGGCAUACCUGGCAAAAUCCAUGGGCACCCGCGGCAUUUACGACACGUUCUCUGGUGACCGCAGCAAGCCCCAGCCUUACGGACAUUACUCGGUGCAGAAAAAAAAGCCCAGGGAACUGAUGAAUUUUACGAGCUUCGUGGAAGAACUUAACUCACGUCACAAUAAGAAGCGUGGGGUUUUUUCGAAAAUUUCUCGCAACCCGGAAACCCCUACAGAAAGGAUUUACUGGGCCACCCUUAGCCAGUGCCCCCGAAAACUAGCCACGUCUGGUCCCGGUUCAUGGCUUCCUCCAAAGAAGGAAUGCAAACACGUCAACCAGCCACCGUUCCUGCUGUCUUCCAAGUGGAUGGGCAUAAAGGCCUACCAGAUGAUUUUGGGAAGCUGGAACCCCGUAGGGGUGGGCCGCUACCUCAACACCUGGCUGGCAGAGACCAAGGACCAUCGACAGCGAUAUCGGUCCCUGUUCCUGGGUGGAUCCAAGCGCUACCCCUCAGACCCGGCCAGGGACCGGCUCAUGCAGGAAAGGAUCACACCUUUCACCAAGGGGAGGUGCCCUCCGAUGGUGGAUUACAACUCAGAUCCUAUUCCUCAAAGCUGCAUAUGAAGGACAGCCUGUGAUGACCAGAGGGCCCAAAGGCCUGAAGACAAGUUUGGGGAUGGGAGGGUCGGAGUGGGGAUCCGGAGCGUGGGGAGGGUCUUAGAGAAAGGACACAUGGGAAUGUCUGGCAGAGGGGAGGCAUACGGUGAGAUCACUUUUGCUGGAGACAUCUUCCUGGAGGUCACGAUGUCUGCCAGGACAGCCGGGGCCAGAGAUCUUUUGAUAUGGAAGAUCAACUAUCUUGAGAAUUCAAAUUGGCUGGUGGCACGAACGUGGGAGCUGAUGGACUAAUGGAACCUCCUCUAUUCUAAAGCCACAUCGCUUGACUCCUUGAUUAUUAAAAUCCAAAAAGAGGCUGAAAAGGGUAGCAUAUGUCAGAAGACAGCUGUAGGCCCCCUUUGGGAACUCUUCAUCUCCAUCCAGGUUGCUUCUGGAAGCCCAGCAGGGCCUAACACUACUAUGAGGAGGCUGCUGGCCCCCAGGCCGCGUGCAGUCACUGGAAACAAUCAGUUUCAUCCUUGGAGUUCGGCCUUGUGGGCACACCAGUCUAGCCCACAGAUGGGUCUGCGGGGUUGGUCACAAGGUCCUGAGCUACUUGCUUCACUGUUUUUUGUUGGUAAGAGAUUGUAUAGGGUGGCAGGAUUGUGUUGUCCCUAGAAAAAAAGGAGGCUGGGACACCACAGCCUCAGCCACAAAACUCCAAUAAUGAUGAGAAAUACUCUUACUCUUCAGAGCGUGAGUGCCUUACGAAAAGCAGUUACUUUCUCACUCGUGUCAAAAUGACUUUUUUAGAAGAAGUAAAACUGUCUUUAUUCACAGACAUGUUCCCUAUGUGAAAAAAAAUCCUGUGAAUCCUCAAAAAAAGCUGAUGAGCCAAAAUGGGUGCAAACUAGAUCUAAUAAAUCAGCUUAGCAAAUUUUCAGGAAGUAAGAUCAAUAUAUCAAAAUCAAGUAUUUCUAUAUAUUAGUGAUAAUAAAAAAUUGAAAAUCUAAAAUGCCACUUACGAUAGCCUCAAAACUAUGAAAUAUUUAGGUAUAAAUUUGACAAAAGAAGUAUAAGAUGUUUACACUGACAACUACAAAAUACUGCUGAGAGAAAUUAAAGAAGACUUAAAUAAAGGAGAGAUAUGCCAUGUUCGGGAUCAAAAGACUCAGUGUUGCUAACAUAUCUGCUCCCCCGCAAAUUGAUCUAUAGACUCAAUGCAAUAUCAAUCAAAAUCCCAGUAAUUGUUUUUAAGUCGACAAACUGAUCCUAAAAACAAGGAAAUAUAAAAGACACAAAAUAGCUAAAACAACUUUGAAAAAGAGGAACAAAGCUGGAGGAAUAGCAUUACCUUAUGCCAUAGCAUGAAACUGGUGUCAAGAUCGACAGAUUAAAGGAACAGAACAGAAAAUGUAGAAACAGACCCGCACCAGUGGACAGCUGAUUUUCAACGAAGAUGAAAAGGCAGUUCAGUGGAAAAAGAGUAAUCCUCUCAACAGAUGGUGCUGGAAUUAUUGAAUAUCAAUAUGCAAAAAAAUGAACUGUGACCAAUGACUCAAGUCAUAUACAAAAAUUAACUCAAAAUGAAUCAUAACCCGAAAUGUAAAACCUAAAUUAAGAAGGCAUAGGAGGAAAACCUUUGGACUGUAGAUCAGGCUGAAAUUUCUUAGAUACAAAUGUAACUAUUUGCUAUUCUAUAGAUCAUACUUCAGUAUGAUAUGAACAAAUCAUUAAAUUCUUAAAUUGAACUUAAUUAAAAUUUAAAAAUUCUGUUUUUUUUCCAAAGACACUAUUAAGAGAAUGGAAAGACAAGCCAUAGGCUGGGAGAAAAUAUUUGCAAAUCAUAGAUCUGGUAAAGGAUUUAUCUCCAGAAUAUAUACAUUAGUCAUUAAGGAAAUGCAGAUUAAAACUACAAUGAGAUACCACUACCCACCUAUUAAAAAAGCUAAAAUUAAAAAGACUGACCAUGCCCAGUGUUGGUGAGGAUGUGGAGAAACUGGAGCUCUCAUACGCUGCUGGUGGAAAAUGUAAAGUGAUUCAUCUACUUUGGAAAACAGUUUGGCAAAAAACUAAUUGCACACCUACCAUCUAAUCCAGUCUUUCCUCUCCUGGGUAUUUACCCAAGAGAAUGAGAGCGUAUGUCCAUCCAAAGACUGUAAUGUUCCCAGCCACUUUAUUUGUGGUGGCUGCAAACUAGAACGAGUCCAAAUGUCCAUCAACAGGUGAAUGAAUAAACAACUGUGGUGUGUCCAUACAAAUAUUGAGCCUGGCCAAAUUGUACAGUUGAACUGUGUGCAGUUUAUUAGAUAUAAAUGAUUACAGUUUGGAAGAAAAUAAUUAACAACUAAGAGCAAUGUAGAAUCCUAGAUGGGAUUCUGGAAAGGAAAGGAACAUUCCUAUAAAAAUCAGUGAGAGAAAAAUAAGGUCUGUGGUUUAGUUAAUAACAGGAUGCUGAUGUUAAUUUCUUGGUUUUGAUAAUUCUACUGUGGUUAUGUGGAAGAUGCUAAUGUUGGAGGGAGCUGGGUGAGGGGGGCAUGGGAACUCUAGUCAU
Messenger RNA from Zalophus californianus (California sea lion), 4076 nucleotides. RefSeq names its product lymphocyte expansion molecule (gene CIMAP2). The transcript has 10 exons. NCBI's taxonomy places the organism in Eukaryota, Metazoa, Chordata, Mammalia, Carnivora, Otariidae. Bases 188 to 1549 code for a protein of 453 amino acids. The record is from RefSeq and is a predicted model, not a curated record.